Venustampulla echinocandica is the source of this 1425-nucleotide messenger RNA. Its product is annotated as PLP-dependent transferase. The coding region runs from base 1 to 1425 and encodes 474 amino acids. Gene Ontology annotation, molecular function: pyridoxal phosphate binding. Gene Ontology annotation, biological process: biosynthetic process. Lineage: Eukaryota; Fungi; Ascomycota; Leotiomycetes; Helotiales; Pleuroascaceae. The record is from RefSeq and is a predicted model, not a curated record. The transcript is spliced from 5 exons.
AUGUCUCUACACAAUCGCAAAUUCUCCAUGAACCGCUCCUCUGGAGUACCCAGAGAAUCAACUCGGCUUACGCGCAGGUUCAGCUCUCAUGAGCCGAGUGCUAAUGAAACAAACUCCAAGAUCCACAAGCAGUUCCGCAAUGCCCAUCAAGGCCACAAACCACACGCAGGUCUUGAUCCUACUCGUGCCUCCACCGGCGUGAUUUGGUGCACAGAGAGAGCCUACGAGCAUGGUUUCUUGGAUGAGCCUGAAAAAUGGGCAAAUCUGGGUCAGGGUGCGCCGGAAGUCGACGAUGAAAUCGAAGGCAGUUUCGACAGACCACAGACCGUUGAUAUUUCUAUGACCGGAAGAGAAUAUGGACCUACCGCCGGAAUCAAGGGAUUGAGAGCUGCCGUUGCGAAUCUAUACAAUGCGCAUCAUAGGGAAGGCAAGGAGUCUCAGUAUACCUGGGAGAACGUGUGCAUUGUACCAGGUGGCAGAGCUGGACUCAUCAGAAUUGCCGCUGUGUUGAAUAAUGCCUAUCUGGGAUUCUUCAUCCCAGAUUAUACGGCUUACAAUGAAAUGUUGUCGCUAUUCAAGAAUUUUGCAGCUAUCCCGUCUCCUCUGGCUGAGGAGGAUGGUUAUAAUAUCCACCCCGACAAAAUCGCCGAAGAAAUCGCUCGAGGAACAUCUGUCAUCUUAACAUCCAACCCUCGGAAUCCCACUGGAUUCGUGGUCAAAAAUCCGGAACUCGCCGAGAUCCAAGACAUUUGCCGUGACCGAGCAACUUUGGUGAUGGACGAGUUUUAUGGUGGCUACAACUAUACUUCAGACUGCGAUGGUACCACCAUCAGCGCGGCUGACAACAUUGAGGACGUUGACGAGGAUGAUGUGCUGAUCAUUGAUGGGCUUACCAAGAGAUUCCGACUUCCAGGUUGGAGAAUUGCAUGGAUUGUUGGGCCAAAGGAAUUCAUCAAAGCCAUCGGCUCUUGCGGAUCCUACCUCGACGGCGGAGCUAAUGUUCCGUUCCAAGAGGCUGCAAUCCCCAUGCUUGACCCAGACAAUGUCCUCAAAGAAAUGAAGGCGCUACAAUCCCAUUUCCGGGCCAAGAGAGACUACGUCGUAGAACGUCUCCGUGGGAUGGGAUUCCACAUCAAGACCGUUCCUGACUCUACAUUCUACCUCUGGCUUGACCUCGAGGGACUCCCAGAGGCAAUCAGUGAUGGAUUGAAUUUCUUCCAAGCUUGUCUUGAGGAGAGGGUCAUUGUCGUUCCGGGUAUUUUCUUCGAUCUUAACCCGAGCAAGAGAAGAGAUUUGUUUGACAGUCCUUGUCAUCACUUCGUCCGAUUCAGCUAUGGUCCCAAGAUGGAAACACUGAAGAUGGGUCUUGAUGGUAUUGAGAGGGUUGUUACGAAAUAUAAGCACGGCGCCAAGAUCGCCCAAUGA